Ctenocephalides felis (cat flea) is the source of this 1418-nucleotide messenger RNA. RefSeq lists its product as uncharacterized. The record is from RefSeq and is a predicted model, not a curated record. NCBI's taxonomy places the organism in Eukaryota, Metazoa, Arthropoda, Insecta, Siphonaptera, Pulicidae. The transcript is spliced from 2 exons. Bases 330 to 1418 code for a protein of 362 amino acids.
GGGAACAAGCUACGACACAUGCUAGGACACAUCAACCUGAUUAUUUCAAAUGUGGUAUUUGCAAUCUGCCUUUCCCAAAAAGAGAGGCAUUGGUUAAACAUCUGGAAACUCAUGAAACGGCUAAAACUAAUAUUAUAACAGUAUCAACAUCCACACCAAGCACCAACUCAACGCAAAAACUUCUACAGGCGUCUAUUGAAGAAGCUUUAAGAGACACAGCAAAUGAAGCAGAAGUUCCAGCCAAAACUGUAGAUAAUAAGGGCAUUGAAUUUUACUCCUGUCAAACAUGUUCCUUAACAUUCUUGCAAGAAAGUAUUUACACACAACAUAUGAAGCAGCAUAGAGGUGAUGGAAAAAAGAUUGGUCAAAGUUUAAUAAGGCAAGAUGUUCGAACAAAUAACACAAGUAUUUUGAAUACCCAAAGCACUGAAUUGCGAGAUGGUGAUUUGGAAAGCAUUUUUGAAAAAAUGCAUUCUGAAAAGACAGAAGUUCCAGUUGUUGUCACUACUACAGCCAAUAACACCUUAGAGCAAGUUACAUUUAACAUCAGCAUUCCACAAGAUGUAGACGCAUUGGAUCCUGAGCAGCAAAUAACAGCUAGCACAAUACGAAAACAUGAAAAUGUUCUAAUCUUCAAAUGUGAAACUUGCAACGAAGCUUAUGGUGACAAUGAUCAUCUGAAAUUACAUUAUGUGACUUCUGGACAUGGGCCUUCACAUUCUCCACCUAUGCCAAUUGACAUGCCAAAUCUGGAUGAACCUGAAGCAGAAUCUAGCAAGAAAUCAGAUUCUGAUGCUACAGCACCAGAAAAUGUUGAGAAACCUGCAACCCCAGAAACUAACAGCUCUCAAAAUACUUCUGAUAAACCUGCUGAAGCAAUGCCUUUAGAAGAACACCGAAGUGAAUCUAACACUGAUCCUGUGCCCAUGGAAGUGGAAAAUAUGAAUCCUGAACAACCAGAAUCAGGAGAGAUCAAAUUGAUGUUGGAUUCAGAUAAUCAAUUGAUUACGAGUGACGGUCAGAUUUUACAAUUGGACAAUCAUGUUCUGACUGAUGCUGAUGGCAAUCAAAUUAUAACAUCUAGUGAUGGGCAAAUUCUAACAGUACAAGGAGCUGAUAACGAACAGUUGCAACAAUUGUUACAGAGCGUUGGUGUUGUAGUUCAACAAGAAGGGGGCGAAGAAGAACAGAUGCAAAUGCAAUUAGAUGGAUCACAAGUUAUUAUUGUACAAACUGAUGAAGGAGAGGUUCAAAUGACUUUAGAACAAGCCCAAGAAGCAGGUAUUGAUUUAUCACAACUAAUGGCUAAAGAUGAUAGUGAAUUAGCAGAAGGCGAAGAAAAAGAGGGCAUGGCUUUCAAUUUAGAUGAACUUUGCCAAUUACAGAAGGUGAAAACUCAGAACAAGCUCAAGCCAUGA